CAGUUUUAACCGCUUUUUUCUUUAAAAAGUCUCUUCGAUGCAUUGUUUGUUUAAUUUUAUCAGUUAUCCAUGGUGCAUAUUCGCUUCUAGCUUUUUUUGUUCUCUCUGGGGCGUGAAAGUCUGCAACCGACAGAAAUAUAGUUUUCCAUUUUUCCCACAUAAUAUUUGGAUCAAGUAUUAUAUCAUAAUACGUUUGAUCAUACAGAGUCCAUUUGGUUAACUAAAUGCUCAAAUGCAUCGAAAAUUUCAAGUGUGGUGUUAGGUGGUUUGUACCAAGAAUUAAUUAUAAAUGGCUUGGAUUUUGGUUUCGAAAUUUCAAGGGUGAUUGUCUCAAGACUAUCAUCACUAAAAUCGUCUCUUACUGUAAAAUUUAUUACGUUUCGUACAUAUAUUGCGACUCCACCGCCAUGUCUAUUUCUAUCUUUCCUUACAACAUCGUAGCCUUUAACUUUGAUUUCCUGGUCAGACACCGACGAGUCGAGCAUAGUUUCAUUAAUGCUAAUUAUUUCAAAUUGUUGUUUAUCCAAGAUAUACCAAAACUGAAUCUUCCUUGGCCACCAUUGGCAUCUGAUUUGACAAUGGAUAAUGUGCAAAAAGUAGUUCCAUGUGAACUUUUUAAUGUAUUGGCUUGGACUUGUGGAUUCUCUUCAGAGCCAACUUUAAGUGAGUACGUGCCAAUUGAGGGCAAGAACAGUUCCAAACUAACAUCAAUUGUACAAGACCUUGUGAAUUUAGCAUCUGGGGGAAGGAAUCCUACACCCAAGAGCAUAGCACUUGCCAUGGCACUUAGACAACUGACAGGUUCAGCCUCAGUAAUUUCUCUAUUGAGUGGCUUUGGACAUUGCAUGUCACACUCAUUUGUAUUGUGCCAUGAAACUGCCCUUGCACAGAUGAAUAUAUCCAAUGAUUCUGCUAUUCCUCCAGGCUUUGUUAGUGAUGUUCCAACUACUCUUGCAUGGGAUAAUGAUGAUUUCUCAGAAGAAACUAGAUCUGGCAAAGAGACAACUCACAUCACUGGGGGCAUUAUCAUUCAAAGGGAACAAAGUGCAAGUACUGAGUUACAGAGACGGGAUAGCAUUCCAAGGUCAAGAUCCCUCCCAGCACCAUCAAUGUUUUUACGAGCAACAAGAGAAAACGACUGGGAUCUACAUCUCUCAGCAGUUAGAUCAAUGCUGCCAUGGUUUUUCGCAACUGACAGAGUUCACUAUGCUAGAUAUGGUACAGCAUACUGGUUGGAGAUGCUAUGUAUUGAAACAUCACAUCCAGGGGUGACCAAUGAUAUUAUAACAAACUGGACAUGUCAGCGUCAGACAGCACAUGGUUUUUCGUCAACCGCAUGUGACCAGGUAAUGGAGCAGACCUAUAAUCGUGAUUCAAAAGUGAGGGGAGGUCUGGUUGGAUUUACUCUAAAUCGGGGUGCAGUGCACAGAUGGAUAAUGUCACAGGCUGACCGUGGUGCCAUAACAAGACAGUGUCUCACAAUGGCAGAUAAUUCAUCACAUACUAGAUCACGUAAAGACAUGGAUGAGACACAAAUUAAGCACCAUGAGCAUGAAGUGGGAAAUGUUGUGGAAGUAAUCAUGAACAUGAGCAAUCCUUUUGAAGUAGAAGGCAGCAUGGUUAAUAUCGCCAGUGGAAAGGUGGCUCCUGCAAGUGUUUCCAAUGACAUGAUCUCGGCAAAAGAUAUAGGAGAACAGAAAUGUAAGACCUUUAUGUCAGAACAAUUAUUAACAAGUGAACCAGAUCUGUUUGCAACGCUUAAAGCAACAAAGCUGAACACAUUCUCAACAAUGGAAAGAAAAACUAAAGUAAAGACCAGCAAAGGACAAAUUGUUGAGUUGAAGAAUGACCUUAAGUUUGUAUCACGGUUGCUUGCAGUGGGAAAAUCAAGAAACAUUGACAUGAAAGACGUUCUGACCUAUAGUCUUCGAAAAUUCCCAUCACCUAUUGCAACUGUUGAUGGAAAGCUUGUCAAAACACCCAAAUCCAAGUUAAUGCAUGUUCUCGAGAGUCGUGUAGAAGAUCCAGCGAUCGAACGCGUACCAUCUAAUAAUGCUUUGAUAUUGGAUGGAAUGGCUCUUAUCCAGAUGAUGAAACACAUCCCUGAUACCUUCGGGAAGUUAGCUGAGAUCAUACUCCGUAGAAUUUUAUCGUUAGCAUCAAAUUCAAAGUCAACAAGAGUUGAUUUCGUGUGUGACACAUACCCCGACGUUAGUAUUAAGAACAUGGAAAGGAGUAGUCGUGCUGAUGGAGGAUCAACAGUCGUUAGGAUUCUAGGUGCAGACCAGAAAGUACCACGGCAAUUCAAGAAAUUCUUGUCGGUUGGAAAGAACAAAGAAUCUUUAAUUGAGUUCUUCUUUCAGCAUCUGAAACACGUUGAAAGGUUGUCAAAUUUGAUGGGAAAUAUUGAACUAUUUGUCAGUCAUGGCAAGAUGUGUCAUCAAUUCUGUACCAACAAUCGAGAGGAAGUUCAGAUUGAGGAAUGCGAAGAACUGUACAGCGACCAUGAAGAAGCAGACACACGACUACUACUUCACGCUAAACAAGCUUCAAGAACUCAUGGUCAUGUCGUCAUACGCAGCCCCGACACUGAUGUAUUCAUCUUGCUAUUAGGACAUAAGUUAGCGAUACCAACAUCAUUGUAUUUUGACACAGGGAUUGGAAACCAAAGGAGAAUAUUGGAUGUUGCUAAAGUGCAUCUAACUCUUGGCUCUGAGCUUUGUGAUGCUCUCAUUGGCUUUCAUGCAUUCACAGGCUGUGACAGUACCAGUGCCUUCUAUGGAAAAGGAAAGACAAAGACCUUGAACGCUUUAGAGAAAUUUCCAGAAUUUCUGUCUACUUUCCAGUCACUUGGAUCAACAUACGCGGUCUCAACAACGUUGUUUCGAGAUAUCGAAAAGUAUGUCUGUCGUCUAUAUGGACAGCUUUCUACCGAUGAUGUUAAUCUUGCUCGUUUCAACCUAUUCAGCAUUGGUCAAUACGCAGAGAACACCAUGCCAUGCACGAAAGACGUUCUUUUACUUCAUACAAAUCGUGCCUCAUAUCAAUGCCGCAUAUGGAAAAGUGCACUCCAACCAGUUAUGUCACCCCCUCCAAUCAGCGAGUUUGGUUGGGAAGUAAAUGAAGGUGAAGUCACUAUCAAAUGGAUGACCAUGCCGGCAGCUCCUGAUGGAAUUCUGGAAAACGUUAACUGUGGUUGUAAGUCUGGAUGUUCAACAAGACGUUGUGCCUGCCAAAAAGCAGAACUGAAGUGUACUGGUCUUUGUUCCUGUUGCGAUUGCACAAAUUCGCCCGACUAGAAUACAAACGAGAACGAUUUAUCAGAUGAUGACGAUGACGAUGGCUUAUUCGAACUUGAUAGCGAUGACACUGGAUUCGAGGGUAUAUUUGAAGAACAAUGAUGGUAAUGCACAAUACAGACGAGAACGAUUUAUCAGAUGAUGACGAUGACGAUGGCUUAUUCGAACUUGAUGGCGAUGACACUGGAUUCGAUGGUAUAUUUGAAGAACAAUGAUGGUAAUGCACGUAGGGUUAACAGUAUGGUAAUGGUUGAGAAGCUGAAGCGCACCCUGGCGCAGAAGCAAAUCUACAAGAAAAAGUCAGCUAGUGUUGGGCGCGAAAAACCAGGUUGAAUUUUUCCUUGUUAUUCUAGAUUGUUGCUAAAUACCAAUUUAUGACACAAUAUAUGUAAUAGUUCAAGGACGAGAAGUAGAACUUUACCAGACAAAAACCAGGACAGCUUAUUGUAGAUUGUAGAAUACAAGCAAACUCGUCUUGAGCGUAGCCCCUUGACCAGCCUUGGCUUUGGCCUUGCACUCAUGAAAAUCUAGUCUCAAGGAAAAAACAUGCAUUGCUUUCAAUUAUAGAUACUUAUGAUGAAAUUAUAGGUUUUAUAUUUCUUCCCAAUUUAUCUUUUUUUAUGAUGAACUUCGAGUUGGUGCCUGGGACAUGUUUUUGUCACAGUUAAAGGUCCUUCGCUGGUGCAUUCUGGCUUCGUCGGUUGGAACAGAUGGGUUGGAAAAGAUGGUUGGAAAAGAUUGUUAGAACGAAUGGAAAAGUUGGUCCAAAUCCAAGAUUGAUAUCCAUAGAAUAUACUUCAGCGAUGGAUAGAACGCACAAUUAAAGAAGUGCCAAACAUACCUUGCAUAGUUAUUCAAUAAUACAUUAAAUUUAAAAAUUCAAUCAGAGGUUUUCCUAGGAGUUUAUAUAAAUAGCCUGGGACAAACUGGGAAACAUUGUUGCGCAAAGAUAUUUGUGAUACUAUUUUUCUUACCAAUGUUUCGUUAUGUCAUAUUGUCUUACCAGCGUCGGCGAACGGAGAGAGAGUGUGGAAUUAAAUGUUUCCAAAUUUGGUAGGAAAUAUUUUUGCUUUUCGGGAAGCAAAUUUUGUUUCUGCAUUAAAAGCCAAUGUUUCCAGAUUUUGGAGACAGGGAAACAUUGGAGCAAACAUUGAAAAUCAUGAAUAUUUUCGCGACAAUGUUUCUUGCUGCGUUUGGCCAAGGCUAUAUUUAAGCGAAAUAAUUAACUUGUUUCUUGAUUGUGUCAGUUGUAUGUAUAUUUAUAUAUUCUCCGUCCUGUUUGAUACAGGUGGGUUUUUUACCUCACAAAUUUUUAUUGAAUUAAGAUGUUAAUAAGUAGAAUUAUACGUUAAAACGGUAUUUUGAAACAAUAGCCAAUAAAUUGAAGUGAUUUAGCAUAUGAGCAAGCAAAAUGUACAAUGUGUUUUAACAAUA
This is a messenger RNA of Dendronephthya gigantea, 4733 nucleotides long. RefSeq lists its product as uncharacterized. Lineage: Eukaryota; Metazoa; Cnidaria; Anthozoa; Malacalcyonacea; Nephtheidae. The coding region runs from base 225 to 3299 and encodes 1024 amino acids. The transcript has 7 exons. The record is from RefSeq and is a predicted model, not a curated record.